AUGCCAAGAGAAAAAUAUCCAAAACCAUUAAUUUUCCCUACACCUUCAUCAACUCUCUACAUGUUCAUGUGGCUUCCAUUUGCAAUUCCAUUAUCAAUUUAUAGAUUACUUCUUGGUAUAAUUGUUUACUACAAAUAUGGACUUGCAUGGGUUUCAUUUAGUGGCAUUUUAAUAAAUCUCAAAGGCUAUAAUAUUAGUAACACUACAAAAAGUGUUACUAAUAAAGGUGUUCUCUAUGUUUGUACACAUAGGACAUUAUUAGAUCCUGUUUUUCUUAGCAUGAGUUUGAGAAAGCCUUUGACUACAGUAACUUAUAGCUUAAGCAAAGUCUUUGAGUUUAUGUCUCCUAUUAAGACAAUGAGUUUGACAAGGGAUAGAAAAAAAGAUAGAGAAACAAUGCAAAGGUUACUUAGUGAAGGUGAUUUGGUUGUUUGUCCUGAAGGAACAACUUGUAGGGAGCCAUAUUUGUUAAGGUUUAGUUCACUUUUUGCUGAACUUGCUGAUGAGAAUGUGCCUGUGGCUAUGAAUGCUAAUGUGAGUUUGUUUUAUGUGCUUGAAAAGGUUCCAAGAGAAUUCACUUGUGCUGGUGGAAAGUGUCCUUAUGAAGUGGCUAAUUAUAUACAAAGAGAGUUGGGUGAGACUUUGGGAUUUGAGUGUACCAAUAUUACAAGGAGGGAUAAGUAUAUGAUGUUAGCUGGGAAUGAAGGUGUUGUUAAAGAAAAGAAGUGA
This is a messenger RNA of Vicia faba (fava bean), 729 nucleotides long. The record is from the annotation of a GenBank genome assembly. Lineage: Eukaryota; Viridiplantae; Streptophyta; Magnoliopsida; Fabales; Fabaceae.